AAACCGUCUCUCUUGUCAAACACAACUGAGAACUGCAAUGUUUGGUUGAUGAGUCGAAAAAUACAUUUAUUGACUAGGAAAACAAGGAGAUUAAGUUUUUUGUACGCAUAAAGCGUAACAAAAAUCAUUCAAGUUCUGCUCUGAGUAAAUUGCGUUGACGCAAAUUGAAUCCAGUUGCACUGGCUGGCAUUUUGCAAAUGGUGCAAAAUACGGUUCAAGCGUACAAACAACUGGCUUAAAACGAGAUGUCUACCGAACAAAGCGAUGACUCUAAUGCACAUCUACAUUCGGACAGUGCCACUGUUUUGCGGCAGAAAAAUCGAGCCAAUCGGAAAAUUAUUACUUACGUUCCCGUCGAAGCAGUUGGGAAGAAAUCAUCAGAUACAAAGGGCUUUACUCUGUUGAGAGCUAAAGAUACGGUUGAUGCUUUGAAUAAUAAAUUGAAGCGGUACAAACACGGUUUUGAAAUUCCGAAAUCAAUUGCCAGAAAAAUUAAGCAGCGGCGCAUAAGUCAAUGGAAUGAGCAAAAUGAUGCCGUUAUUGACGAAAAUGAUGAAAAUUCAAUGGGUAUUGAAGUCACCGAGGAGAUUCACAAAUUAAAUCAAAAACAUCGAAAAAGAAAUAGAAAUAGAAAGAGUGAACCGCAAAAAUCCAAACGUUCAAAACUGCAUACUCAACCAAGUCCAUCUCCAGGUCAAGCUACCGUUGACCCUCAAACCGAUACAUACGAUACUUUUUGGAAAGUAAGAGCAAAUUCAUUCAGCACAUUUUUGUUUGAUUUCUUCGAAGUAAAAUCACGGAGUGAAGAUAUGUCGAGACUUUUUGUCAAAUGUUUGCUGUGUUCAGGCGAUAAGGAACUACUUUCUUGUGUGUACGGCAACAAUUCAAAUUUGAAGGCCCACCUCGAAUCAAUGCACAGAGAAGCUUUUGAAGAGAUAGAAAAUUCUUAUUCUGUGUCAAAGUCACAAUCGGUUUCAGCUCGAACAUCUAAAAAGUUAACAAAAUCUGAGCUACUAGACGAAGUUCUUCGAUUUAUCAUUAAGGAUAACAUUCCUGUUGUUAAAGUCGAAAGUCCCCAUUUAAAACGACUUCUUGAAGUAUGUUUUGGAGGAGAAUUAAAACCAGGUGAAAACCAUACUGAUGAGAGUUCUCAAAAUGAAAAUAACAUUGAUUCAGAAGUGAAAGACGGUACAAAAGGCCUUUUCUCCAGUAAAACAGCAAAGCGACGUAUUUUGAAAUUAAGAGAGCAACAUGUCAAUGACUUGAAACGACAGUUCAAAUCAAUACCCUAUUUCAGUGCUACAUGUGACAUUUGGUCUCGUAACAACCGCUCGUACAUCGGUGUAAACGUGCACUAUAUAGUUGAAUCUACUAAUGAACUGAAGACGAUAAUAAUCGCUUGUGAAAGAUUCCAUGGAAGUCAUGAUCACAAAGCGGUUGCUAAGAAAUUGAAAGAAAUUUUGGCACGUUACGGUAUUUCGAAGAAAGUGGUUGCAAUAACAACCGACAACGCAGGAGAGUUUCAAUGUGCACUUGUACGAUUUGGUAAAAAUUACGAUGAAUUCGUGAAUAUGGCACGCGAGCGCGAAGAUGAAUGGAUUUGGUUCAACGAUGCACUUAUGGGGUCUCCAAAUGAAGAUGAUGCAAGUGAAUACGUAAGACUUAGCGAUCUCAUCGAUACAACUGGAGUUAUAUCUCCAUUGAGCAAAGAUAGUUCACCCGACGAACCUGAAUUUAUUCUUCAUGAUAUUGUGUUAUCUGAUGACAUAGCGAAUGAAGAUGAUAUGGAUGAUGUGCCACUUCCAAGUCAAAUCAAAUGUUCUGCUCAUACUUUGAAUCUGUUGGGAAAAACUGACUCCUUUAAUGCUUUGUUAGAUGAGAAAUAUUGUAACGUUUAUGGAGAAGUUUUCACGAAAUUGAAUUUGAUUUGGGCAACAUCAACAUCAAGCCGAGCAAACAGUGAAUUAGUCGAAAAGUACCUCGAGCGGAAAUUGAUAAAACCACACAAAAUCCGAUGGAACCGAAUCUACGAUUCGAUCACAAACAUUUUGUCCUUUGACCACGUCUGACAGCUUUGUGCAUAGCAUUAAAUAUCACUACAUUGACUGAUACUGACUAUGCAUUCAUACUCGAGUUUAGAUCAGUAAUGCGUCCGAUAGCAGAAGGCUUGACUGCUUUGGAAGGAAAUAUUCUUUUUGGAUCUUAUUUACCUCAUUUGUUCGGAAUAAAGGCUCAACUCGAUCGUUUGAAGAAUCAAAAACUACAUUUUUGUGAACCACUUUUGAACGCGAUAUAUGACGGUUUCACUGAGCGCUUCAAAAAUCUGAAGAGGUUACACAAGAAACACAAAAGGAUAAAUUGGUUGAAAAUGAAGAUGAAAAUAUGGACUGUUUCGAUUCGAUGGAAAACGAAGACGAAGGAAUGAUUUUUUCACCAAGACGGCGUCAAAUAAGCGAUGAAAUGUUCGAGACCCUGCUUAUGCUGAAGGUUAACGAUUACUGAACUGCAAUGGUCAACAAAACUCGGACUGAACAUAAACAUUGAAUGUGAUUUUCUUAAUGAAACUAAACCAAAAAGAAGUUUGAAUCUAAUAUAUAUUUA
Molecule: messenger RNA, 2601 nt
Organism: Sitodiplosis mosellana (orange wheat blossom midge)
Lineage: Eukaryota; Metazoa; Arthropoda; Insecta; Diptera; Cecidomyiidae
Exons: 10
Coding region: 246-2069 (607 amino acids)
Source: RefSeq, a predicted model, not a curated record